Messenger RNA from Talaromyces proteolyticus, 1383 nucleotides. RefSeq lists its product as uncharacterized. Gene Ontology annotation, molecular function: ubiquitin protein ligase activity; metal ion binding. Bases 1 to 1383 code for a protein of 460 amino acids. The transcript is spliced from 4 exons. Gene Ontology annotation, cellular component: nucleus. Gene Ontology annotation, biological process: proteasome-mediated ubiquitin-dependent protein catabolic process. The record is from RefSeq and is a predicted model, not a curated record. NCBI's taxonomy places the organism in Eukaryota, Fungi, Ascomycota, Eurotiomycetes, Eurotiales, Trichocomaceae.
AUGCCUCCAUCAGCUGAACCGCGCACUACGAGAGCGCGCUCGGUGGCCGCGGACACGUCUGGGCUUUUAGAAACGCUUCAGGGUCACGUCGAAGAUAUUCGCGCCCUGCUGCAGUGCGGCAUCUGUGUGCGCCCUCUCUACGAACCUUAUACCUUAGCCUGUGGUCAUACAUUCUGCUACGGGUGCCUCUCAUCAUGGUUCGGAAGCGGGCGGUCUCACAAGACAUGUCCCGACUGCAGGGCUCAAGUUAAAACGCAACCUGCUCCUGCCUAUUUAGUACGAACAAUCGUCCAGAUGUUUACUGGUCGGGCGGAGCUCUUGGAUAAAGGUGAGACGACGGCAGAACAUUCUCAAAACCAGCAGGAGGAAGCGCAGAAGCUUGAAAAGGACAAAUCGAACGAGAAUCCUCAAACAGGCGGUUUAUUCCAAGGAUGUUUUAAUCCAAAAGCAUUUCCAAACGGACCGAUCGUCGACGUGGAAGACGGAGUCAUGAGAUGUCCAAACUGUUCUUGGGAACUCGAAGAAGGCUCUUGUCAAAACUGUGGUUAUUACGUGGAUGACAGUGUAACCACAGAUUCCGACUUUACCGACUCAACCGAUUAUAAUGAAGAUAUGGAGGAUAUGGAGGAUAUUGAUGACGACGAUUUUGGUUAUUACGACGACGAGUGGCCGGAGGGCCACGUAUUUGAACCUAUGCCGUAUCCUAACCAGGUAUUUUAUGGUGUACAACCAUUUUUUCCACAUCACCAUCAUCACAUCAUCUCUCACCACCAUCACCAUCUCCACCCCCUUAGAGCUGAAUGGACCAGCCCUACUGCAACUCGUGACACUGACGAUGAAGACCACACGGGUUCAGAAGACGAAGACGAAGAUAUGGAUUCGUUCAUUGAUGAUGAUGAAAUAGAUGGUGAUAACGAGAGCGAGGUCGACUCAGGUACCGAUCAUUCAACGGUAGUAGGAGAUCAAACCUGGCCUACUCAACACACUAGGGAGGGUUCUGCGGGGGAUUUUCCCACUCCCGCUCUGAACGCGGAAUUCCAGGAUUUUUCUAGCAUAUCUGGGGAAUCAAGAGAUUUAGAUGAUCACAGCGGCGAGGAGGAUGAUUAUGGUGAUGAGGACGACGACGACGAUGACGAAGAGGAAGAGCCUAUACGUCCUGUCCCUAGGAGGAGACUACAGAGUCCAUACAACCCCCCAGGCCUGGCAAGUUCUCUUUUCGCUGGUAAUGGUAUUAGGGGGCAGACCUUGGGACGCCGCUCUCGCUCUGGACCCCGCGAUGGAGCUGCCGGUACAUCGGCAAGUAACGCCAUCAAUGUCGAGGACGAUUCGGAGGAUGAGAUGCCGGUACCAGCGACUAGAAGAGCAAGGCUGAAUAGAAACUGA